This is a messenger RNA of Caenorhabditis angaria, 2402 nucleotides long. The record is from the annotation of a GenBank genome assembly. Lineage: Eukaryota; Metazoa; Nematoda; Chromadorea; Rhabditida; Rhabditidae.
AUGGUCGUUGAAAAUGUUGAUGAAAGUGUUGUUUCUUCUUCAGAAAAUGAUAUUAUAGAGGACAAAAAAUUUGGAUGUCUUGGAGCAAAUCGCUAUAUUAUUUUGGUUUUGGCAUUAUUUUUCCUGUCGUUUAAUUUGUCAGGGUAAGUCUAAUUAAAAGUUUAAAUUUUGAGAGAUUUUAGCGUUGAAGUAAUAUCAAAACUUGAAGAAUUUCUGGCUAAAGGGUUAGAACUUCCUAUACAAAAUUCUGGUAGAUCAAAAAAUGCCAUUUUUCAGAAAAAUGUUGAUAAAAUUACUGGAAAUUCAUGAGUGUCUAGAAUAUUCUUUACGAAAGUUGUCGAAAAAUCUUGAUCUACAAUUUUUUCCACUGAAAUAUUCAUAUUCGAAUCAUGAAACAAUAACAACUUUUAUUAUUGUUUUCAUUACAUUUCCAUAAUAUUCCCAUUUAUCAAAACAACAUGUUUUUCUCUCGAAAUUUAUUCAUUUUCAGUCUAAUCGCUUAUAAUGCAACAUAUGUUUCAAUUGUGAAUUUGAAAUCAUCACCCUAUUGGGAAGCAUUUGAAAAAUCAAACAAAACUGAAAAACCCGAUUGGAAUAGUCCAGAACUUUCGUUAUCCGAAAGACGAUUUGAUUUUGGACCAACUCACAAAAGUUUGGGUUUUGCAGCUGGUUUUAUUGGCGCAAUUAUUGCUGUUAUUCCGAUGUCAAGUUUAUUGAGAAGAUAUGGAUGUCAUAAGGUAUCUUGUAAAAAUAAAAUGAGCUGAUGAAGACGUUUUUAGGUAAUGACAGUUUCAAGCGUUGUCGCAACUGUUCUUAUUUUUUUGACUCCAAUUGUUUUAUCGUGGUCUUUUAUUGCAUUUAUAUUUUUGCGUAUUUUACAAGGUGUUACAUUUUCAAAUCUUUUCACAGUUGCUGGAAUUAUUGUAAAUGAAUGGGCGACAAUUCAUGAGAAAGGCCUCUUCAUCGCUGUAUUGUCAGGUAAAUUUUUAAAAAUAAGGAAGGACCACAAGAAUUACAAAGGAGUUAUAUUGGCUGCUGAAAGAUAAGAUACAGUUACUUAUUUUUUCUUAUCAGAGCGAAAAAAUUAAGUACAAAACUGGUUUUGUUCCAAUUUACCGAGCUUUUUUUUGCUCAACUUUAAACUCCAGUCUAUUUCAGCACAUGUUGAAAUGGGAGCUGUUUUUACAAUGCCAGUUUCUGGAGCUGUUGCAACUAGUGCUGGUUGGCCAUGGGUAUUCUACUUACACGGAAUCAUUUUGGCCAUUCUAACUUUGUUAUGGGCUUUAUAUUAUCGAGAUCGAGCAGUUGAACAUCCGUUUUUGAAACGAGAUGAGUGGAAGAAAAUUAGUUUUGGAAAGAAGAUUAAUUCCGCUGGAAAAGCUAACACGGUAAUAGAUAGAUACAAAAGUACUUUAUCGAAAUAUUUUCAGACUCCAGUCCGAAAAAUUGUUUCAUCAAUUGUUAUUUGGGGUGUUUGGAUUGCUGUUAUUGGUAACUUUUUGGUCUCUCAAUUUUCAAUUUCCUAUGCUCCAAUUUAUCUUCGUGGUGUAAUUGGAUGUGAACCAACUGAAGCUGGUCUACUUACCCUAAUUCCAAUGGCUUGUCUUUUGGUUAUCAAGUUUAGCACUGGAUUUUUCUCAGAUCGUAUCAAAUCGAUUAGUGAAUUGAAUAAAAUGAAAAUCUUCAAUUCAUUCGCUCUUCUUGGUUCCUCAAUAUUUUUUAUUAUUUUAUCAGUUUCUGAACCUGGUGGUUCAAAAGUUCUUGAUGUUGCAUUAUUAUGUGAGUUCUCUUCUCGAUAAUUCUGAAUAUUCUGAAUGUGUUUGUUUUUCAGCAAUUCCAAUGGCACUUCUCGGUUUUUCUUCUGGAGGUUAUGGAAAAUGCGCAGUUAUGGUUGCUGGACAAUAUUCACCAUUUGUUAUGUCAGUUAUUCAAAUAUUAGCAUGUGUUUCUUUAAUGGGUGGAUCAUUCUUGGUGCCAGCUCUAACACCAACAGAUCAAUUUACGGAAUGGCAACGGGUUUUUGUGAUAUAUGGAGCUGUUUUGUCGUUUGCUAAUACAGUUUUCAUCGUUUUCGCAAGGUUAGUUGAAAAAAGAAGCUAGGAAUGCGGAAUUUCAGAUUUCUGAUCCUGGUUUCGGCUAGCCGGGAGCUUUUGAAAGGCCUUUUGGAAUUCUGAAAUUUCCAUUCCGACUAGCCAAAUUGUAAACUUUUCAGAGCCGAACCAGCAAAAUGGGCACAAGAUAAAGGUGAUUUAAUGAUUAUCAAAGCAGUUAUGGGAGAAGAUAAACAUGAAGAUGAUCAGAAAGAAGAAGAAGAAGAAGAUGUUGAAAAUCAAGGAAUCUUCCGACGAAAUAUUUCGCGAGUUGCUCCUCAGAAUCAGAAUUCAGCACAAAAUAAACCUUAA